Molecule: messenger RNA, 1431 nt
Organism: Chaetura pelagica (chimney swift)
Lineage: Eukaryota; Metazoa; Chordata; Aves; Apodiformes; Apodidae
Gene: GAS8
Product: growth arrest-specific 8
Exons: 10
Coding region: 70-1431 (453 amino acids)
Biological process (GO): flagellated sperm motility
Cellular component (GO): motile cilium; Golgi apparatus; microtubule
Molecular function (GO): small GTPase binding; microtubule binding
Source: RefSeq, a predicted model, not a curated record
CAGAAAGAUGGGAAAAAAGGGAAAGGGAAGAAAGCUUCGGCAGUGGUGGAUGUUGUGGGCCCGGAGGAGAUGACCAAGGAGCAGCUGGAGAUGCACGUUGCGCGUCUCCGGGAGGAGCUGGAGCGGGAGCGGGAAGAGAGGAACUUUUUCAAGCUGGAGGGUGAGAAGAUCCGCACCUUCUUGGAGGUGACCCGGCAGCAGCUGGAGGAGAAGAAAGCUGAGCUGCGGAACAGGGACCGGGAGAUGGAGGAGGCAGAGGAGCGGCAUCAAGUGGAGAUCAAGAUUUACAAGCAGAAGGUGAAGCACUUGUUGCACGAACACCAGGAGAACCUGACAGAGCUGAAGGCAGAGGACAACCUGUCCAUGCUGCGGGCCCAGAAGGAUCACUGGGCCCAGGAGGCAGGGCUGCAGAAGGACGUGCGCUCCUUGAAAGUGGAGCUGAAGGAGCAGGAGCUGGCCAACGAGAAGGCCAUGAAGAACAUGUGCCUGAAACAGGAGGAGGAGAUCACCCAGCUCUGCAACGACUUUGAGAGAGAAGUGAGAGAGACCGAGGCCAAGUACACCAAGAAGAUGCAAGUGCUGCGGGACGAGCUCGACCUGCGGAGGAAGACGGAGCUCCACGAGAUGGAGGAGAGGAAGAACACCCAGAUCGAGGAGCUGAUGAGGAACCACGAGAAGGCUUUCGCUGACAUGAAGAACUACUACAACGACAUCACCCUCAAAAACCUGUCCCUCAUCAGCUUACUGAAGGAGCAGAUAGAAGAGAUGAAGCAGAGAGAGAAUAAACUGGAAAAGGAGAAGUCAGACGUGAUGCUCCAUAACAAGCAGCUGAAAGAGCCCCUGCAACAGGCCCGGGAGCAGCUGUUUGAGCUGCAGAAGAAGUUGGCCCACUAUGACAAGGACAAGAUGGCCCUGACAAACACAAAAGCCCGUCUGAAAGUCACUCAGAAAGAACUGAAGGAUCUCCAAUGGGAACAUGAAGUGCUGGAGCAGAGGUUCAGGAAGGUGCAGGAGGAGCGUGAUGAGCUCUACCAGAAAUUCACCAAAGCCAUUCAGGAGGUGCAGCAGAAAACAGGCUUCAAGAACCUGCUCCUGGAGCGCAAGAUGAAAGGGCUCCUCAGCGUCCUGGAGAAGAAGGAGAUGGAGCUCAGCGAGGUCCUUGCAGCCUCCAACCUUGACCCGGGUGCUCUCUCCUUGGUCUCAGACAAGCUGAAGGAUGUGCUCGAUUCCAAGAAUGCCACUGUCAAGGACCUGCAGCGGGAGCUGGCCCGAGUCUGCAAGGCCCACAACGACCUGCUGCAGACCAUGGAGGCAAAGCUGACAGCCUUUGGCAUCCCCCUGGACAACCUGGGCUUCAAGCCCCUGGAGAUCCCCAUGCUGGGCCAGGUGCUGGGGCAGGGUCCUGCCGGACUUGUCGCGACGCCCACCUGA